Molecule: messenger RNA, 784 nt
Organism: Trichogramma pretiosum
Lineage: Eukaryota; Metazoa; Arthropoda; Insecta; Hymenoptera; Trichogrammatidae
Exons: 5
Coding region: 38-520 (160 amino acids)
Source: RefSeq, a predicted model, not a curated record
GUCAUCGGUCGCCCGUUUAACAUCGUCCAGCUAUAGAAUGUAUCUUAAAAACUGUGCCGUCAUCUCGCUCGUCCUAAUUUUUUUAUUAUUUGUUCAUUCAGUGAACAGUUUUAGUUGUUAUACCUGCUCAUCAUCCAAAAAUAGCGAGUGCUUGACCAAUCCGGUUCAGGACAAAUUUAUAACCGAGUGUAAUCCGAAAAAUGAGCUAGUAAAUAAUGGUGAGAUGACCAUAGGCAAACUAAACUUCACCGACGAGGGGAUUGUGGUAGAUAAUAACACGGUAUUACAUAUGGAUAUUGCCAAAAUCAAGUGGCGGUGCAUCAAAAUGGUCUCGAUCGUCCGGAAUGGGGGGAUGAUGAUCGGUCGGACGUGCUUGCCGCGGAUAUUACACUGUGCAUCCACCCGGACUACUCGCUGUUAUAGCUGCAAAAAGGAAUUGUGCAACUCCGCCGAGAGCCCGGCCCUCGCCCUGGAAAUGUUGGCCGUACUCGGCGUCGUUGGCGUCUACUCGACCAUGUGAAAGAAGAUCUAAUACUCAAAGAAAAAAAUUAGAAACGCUGCGAGAGUUUCAGAUGGACCUCCAGUCAACCGAAAGAUUACAAUGAAUUUCCUAACAUUUGUAGGCAGAACCCGAAUUGUCUAGGCCAAGACGGUAUAACCUGGUCCAUUUUAGGAAUUUUUGAAAAAACUGAAAUAUAAGGCAUCAUUGAAUAAUUUUUCAUAUUAAUUUUAUUGUUUAAUGAAAAAAAACCUUUACAAGGCCACCUAUUUUAAUAAGGUUACA